UCCCGAAUGGAGCUGGAAUUUGGGGGCCCUCAAACUCGAAGCUGGUGGUGCUCUGCGUCCGACAACAAUAACCCUCUCACGACUCACGACGGCAACUCGUACCGUGAUCUGCUGCAAUGGCUGGCGUGUCCGACAAAGCCCGCUUCUAUCUGGAGCGCGCAGCGCCAGAGCUGCGCGAGUUUGAGGACAAGGAAAUCUUCUCCAAGGAUGAGAUCCGAUCCCUCGUCAACAAGCGGUCCGAAUACGAACACCUGGUCCUCGGGCCACGCACCAAGCCGACAGACUUCCUGACCUACGUCGAAUGGGAGCAGUCACUGGACCGGCUGCGGGCGAAGCGGUGCCGGCGGCUCAAGGUGCGGUCGUCGAGCUCCAACGCCAGCCAGGCGCGCACGUUUGGCAUCUUUGAGCGCGGCGUCACCAAGCACCCGGGCUGCGUGCCGCUGUGGAGGGCCUACCUCGACUUCGCGGCCCAGAUCAAGGCCACCAAGCGGUGGCGGCGCAUCGUCACGCGCGCCAUCCGGCUGCACCCCACCGACGUCGGGCUGUGGACGUUGGCAGGCCGGCGCGCGGCGCGGAACGGCGACAUGGAGCGCGCGCGCGGCCACUUCCUGCGCGGCUGCCGCUUCUGCACGGCCGGGCCGGCGCUGUGGGUCGAGUACGCGCGGUGCGAGAUGGAGUGGCUGGCGCGAAUCGAGGCCAAGAAGAACGGCGGCGGCCGGAAGGGCGGUGGCGGCCCUGCGGUCAACGUGAUGGAGGCGAUCAAGGCCACCGAGGCGGGCGAGCAGGACGGCGACCACAUCGCCUUUGAUGACGACAGCGACGAAGAGGGUGACGGUGACGACGUGCUGAUGCUGCCAGACCCGGACGCGGAGGAGGAGGGCGCCAUGGUGAAGGCGAAGCCCAAGGUCUUUGACGAGGAGGCCACCAGGAAGCUCGAGCAGAGCCCGGCGCUGAGCGGCGCCAUCCCAAUGGCCAUCUUCGACAUUGCGAAGAAGCAGCGCUUCUUCGGCGCGGCGGCAGCUGAGGAGUUCUUUGACAUGUUUGCGACCUUUGACCGCGUCUCGUCGCAGGGCAAGAUCGUCCAGCACGUCCUCAGCACCAUGGAGGAGCUGUUCCCGGCGAGCCCGUGCACGUGCAGCUGCGAGAUCCGGCAGCCGCUCAUCGGCGUCGACGUGCACACCCCGGCCUUCCCACAGGCCGUGCGUGAGUCUCUGUCGAGGCUCAAGGCCGGCCUCCGCAAGACGACGGACAAGAAGGCCCUGGCGCGCAAGCUGGUGGCGUGGCUCGAGACGACCUUCGCGGUCGCGGAUCUCGACCCCGCCAUCCAGACCGUGCUGGAGCACACUAAGAAGUCGCUGGAGGAGUUGCUCAGUUGAUACCCUCGUUAUUUGCAGAUCUAUGCUAGCUAUAAUACAAUAUAAAAU
Messenger RNA from Lasiosphaeria miniovina, 1424 nucleotides. Its product is annotated as U3 small nucleolar RNA-associated protein 6-domain-containing protein. The record is from RefSeq and is a predicted model, not a curated record. Lineage: Eukaryota; Fungi; Ascomycota; Sordariomycetes; Sordariales; Lasiosphaeriaceae. Gene Ontology annotation, biological process: maturation of SSU-rRNA from tricistronic rRNA transcript (SSU-rRNA, 5.8S rRNA, LSU-rRNA). Gene Ontology annotation, molecular function: snoRNA binding; protein binding. The transcript is spliced from 2 exons. Bases 117 to 1376 code for a protein of 419 amino acids. Gene Ontology annotation, cellular component: small-subunit processome; Pwp2p-containing subcomplex of 90S preribosome.